GAACUCGAGGUCUCGGCUGCAAGAAGGCCCGUCCGCAAUCCCUGCCGCCACGUGUGGCAGCCACCGCCCCAGCCACUUCCCAGACGGUCCCUGCAGCCGCGACCGCGCUCGCCAGCCGCUGACUGGGGCCACUCGGCAGGGGCUGAGACGGAUUGGAUUUGUCCUGCGGCUCAGCCGCAGCUGUGCUCACGGCCAAGAGAACAAUGAAGGACUGCAAUCACAGAUGCUCCGCAGAAUGUCCGAGAGAAGGAGGAUCAAAAGGGGUGGUGGAGACUUUUAAGGCUAAAGAUCUAAUAAUCACACCAACCACCAUUUUAAAAGAAAAACCGGACCCAAAUGGCCUGGUUUUUGGAACUGUUUUCACGAAUCAUAUGUUGACAGUGGAAUGGUCCUCAGAGUUUGGAUGGGAGAGACCUCAUAUCAAACCUUUUCAAAACCUAUCAUUGCAUCCUGGCUCAUCAGUGCUCCACUAUGCCGUGGAAUUAUUUGAAGGAUUGAAGGCAUUUAGGGGUGUAGAUAAUAAAAUUCGACUGUUUCGACCAAAUCUCAACAUGGAUAGAAUGUACCAAUCUGCUGUGAGGGCAACGUUGCCGGUAUUUGACAAAGAAGAGCUUUUGGAGUGUAUUCAACAACUCGUGAAAUUAGAUCAGGAAUGGGUCCCCUAUUCGACAUCUGCUAGCCUAUAUAUCCGUCCUACAUUCAUCGGGACUGAGCCCUCGCUUGGAGUCAAGAAGCCAACCAAAGCUCUGCUCUUUGUAAUCUUGAGUCCGGUGGGACCUUAUUUUUCAAGUGGAACCUUUAAUCCAGUGUCCCUGUGGGCCCAUCCAAAGUAUGUAAGAGCCUGGAAAGGUGGAACUGGAGACUGCAAAAUGGGAGGGAAUUAUGGCUCAUCUCUUUUUGCCCAAUGUGAAGCAAUGGAUAAUGGGUGUCAGCAGGUUCUGUGGCUCUAUGGAGAGAAUAAUCAGAUAACCGAAGUUGGAACAAUGAAUCUUUUUCUUUACUGGAUAAAUGAAGAUGGAGAAGAAGAACUGGCAACUCCUCCGCUAGAUGGCAUCAUUCUUCCAGGAGUGACAAGGCAGAGCAUUCUGGAUCUGGCACGCAAGUGGGGUGAAUUUAAGGUGUCUGAGAGGUACCUCACCAUGGAUGACUUGACCACUGCUCUAGAGGGGAGCAGAGUGAGAGAGAUGUUUGGUUCUGGUACAGCCUGUGUUGUUUGCCCAGUUUCUGAUAUACUAUACAAGGGUGAGACCAUACACAUUCCAACUAUGGAGAACGGUCCUAAACUUGCAAGUCGUAUUUUGGACAAACUGAAUAACAUUCAGUAUGGAAGAGAAGAGAGCGACUGGACAAUCAUAGUAUCCUGAAUGAGAAACACAGAAUAUCAUCUUUAUGCCGUUAGGACAGACUGGUGCAUUUGAAUUAUGAUAGAUUUCUUUGGCUACCUUUUUGUAGUUGUGCAUAAAGUAGUUUGUAUUAUUGGUGUGUUACCAGGGUGAUUGUUUCCUCAUGCCAGAGACAAUGAAUUGCAAUCAUAAAAUGAUGAUUUCUAAACUUACUUUACCUUCUCUUAGAAAGACUAUAAUGUAAGCUAUAUAACAUAGAAUUUUCCUCAAUAAUUUUAGUGCCUCCCUUAGUACUUAGAUUCAGAGAUGUUCGUUCAUUUGUUCUUUAGCAUAAACUGUGUUCUUCUGCUCAACCAAAUGAGAUUUUUUUGUGUUUAAAGCUGAUUAAAUUUCAUAGGUAACAUUUCCUGUGAUGCAUCUUUAUCCCCAGAAGGUGUUUUCUGCUUGCAUUUUUAUUUUCUCUCUGCUCUAUUCAAUAGUCCUUUUUAAAAACCAGAGUUCUUCUCUUCACUUUUUUUUUUUUUUG
This is a messenger RNA of Trichechus manatus latirostris (Florida manatee), 1869 nucleotides long. RefSeq names its product branched chain amino acid transaminase 1 (gene BCAT1). Bases 204 to 1364 code for a protein of 386 amino acids. Gene Ontology annotation, cellular component: mitochondrion. Lineage: Eukaryota; Metazoa; Chordata; Mammalia; Sirenia; Trichechidae. The transcript has 11 exons. Gene Ontology annotation, biological process: L-leucine biosynthetic process; L-valine biosynthetic process. Gene Ontology annotation, molecular function: branched-chain-amino-acid:2-oxoglutarate transaminase activity. The record is from RefSeq and is a predicted model, not a curated record.